ACAUUGCGAUUGCCAUCUCGUACGGUGAGCUGUCCAACAGAUCAGAUGUGAGGAGAAGUUAACGAGUAUUAGCUAGCACUCGUCUCUUUACGGAGUCAAAAUCUAUUGUUAUUUCCCGCUUGUUCCGUGUGCGGUGAAGACAGCAGGAGACCAUGGACGUGGUCCGGGGGUUAUUGUGCCUGUUCUCGGUGCUGGUAUCUGAGAUGUUCAUGGUGGCCGCGUUCUCCCAGAGCCUGGACAGCGACUUCACAUUUACACUCCCUUCCGGACGGAAGGAGUGCUUCUUCCAGACCAUGAAGAAGGACGCGUCGCUGGAGAUAGAAUAUCAGGUGUUGGAUGGAGCAGGUCUGGACGUUGACUUCAGCCUGUCCUCUCCUACUGGACACGUUCUGUACAGUGACCACCGCAAGUCAGACGGAGUACACACUGUAGAGACAGAGGACGGAGACUACAUGUUUUGUUUUGACAACUCGUUCUCGGCAGUGUCGGAAAAGAUCAUUUUCUUCGAGCUGAUCAUGGACAACAUGGAACAGGAAGGGGAGGAGCCAGAGGACUGGAAGGAGUACAUCCAUGGGACUGACAUGUUGGACAUGAAGCUGGAGGACAUCAUGGACACCAUCAACAGUGUUAAAGCCCGGCUGGGGAAGAGCCUUCAGAUACAGACGCUGCUCAGAGCCUUCGAAGCCCGCGACCGCAACAUACAAGAGUCCAACUACAACCGGGUCAACAUGUGGUCCAUGACCAACAUGCUGGUGAUGGUGCUGGUGACGGGGGUGCAGGUCUACCUCAUCCGCUCGCUGUUCGACGACAAGAGACACACGCGCACGUAACAACCCGCCCACUGGGAGGGGUCAGGGAGGGACGGGCAGCUCUGUCUGGAUCAGCCAGCCAAUAGGGGAGUGGGGACUGGUGGUGAAGAUGUGACCGUAACUCAUAGGUACAACAUGCACUCACAUACAUCACACAACCUUAGACACAUACCUACCCGUCCAGUCUCAUCUGCUCUGUCUAUCUAAAACUCCGUGGAGGGUGAGACACCAGCCAGACCUUCAGAGUCAUUGGCUUUUAAAAGCGAGCAUAACGAACAAGUGUUUACCAUUAAUAUGGUAAUGUCACCUCUCAACUUUGUCUUCCAGACACUGAGGUGAGACUGUCCUGUCCGUGUCACAUCUUUCAGUCUUCCAGUAUAUGAUCUGUUAGUCAUGUUGCCAAGCCUUUUACUGGAGUAGGUUAUUGAUAUACCUUUAGAGAUUCUGAUUUAGCAGUCUGUGCCAUACUACCAAAACUUUGCCUUCCAAACCGUGGCUGAAGUGGACAGCAUGUGCACGCACACACACCCCUUUCACUCUCUUUCAGAUACACUCACAAUCUCUUACCCACACACUCACACAUUUCUUCAUAGAAACAUCUGCUGCCUGCCAGUGCCAGCCCUCCUUUCUCUGGCUGGCCUUUCGGCUGCUUGGUGAGUAGAGGAGAGUAGAGGAGAGUAGAGUAGGGGAAAGGGAAUAGUUUCUUCCGUAACCCUCCCACUCCCUCCUCCACCUGACAUCCUCCUAUAACUCAUGUCCUGAUGGUCUAAUGUCAGACUUAGUGCCAACAGGCGAGUCUGGUUUCAGUCAUACAGGCUGAUGAGAUGAGAAUGACCGCAUUCUAUUUCUAACAACCACACCCUGCACCUCAUUGGGGCAGAGAAGGUUACAGGAGAAGGGUUGCUUGGGACUGAAUGCAGUUGGGAGAUCUACUAAUUGACUUAUUUGGCUUUAUUUUGUAGGUUGUCCAAUAGUGUAUAUGACAGAGCUACAAACUUACACACUUGUGGUUGAUACACUGAUAUGUGCCAAGAUUUUGGAGCAGCCAAACAAGUUGUCUGAUUGCUCUGUAAACGCUCCCUAUAUUACAGAAAUGUUCCUAUAAAUACUCACUGUGCUGCUGUGUUGAGUGACACCCCAUCUAGUGGCUGGACAGUGAACUGCUCACAUGACUAUCUCACCUUUAGGACUGGCUUUUCCAUUUUUUAAAUUUAUUUAACCUUUUAUUUAUCUAGGCAAGUCAGUUAAGAACAUUCUUAUUUACCAUGAUGGCCUACUUCGGCCAAAUCCAGACGAUGCUGGGCCAAUUUUGCACCACCCUAUGGGACUCCCAAUCAUGUUCGGAUGUGAUACAGCCUGGAUUCAAACCAGGUACUAUAGUGAAGUCUCUUACACUGAGAUGCAGUGCCUUAGACCGCUGCGCCACUCGGGAGCCCGGCUUUCAACCUAUCCCUGCUUUGAAAUAUGAAAUGUUACAGUGAUGCAGUAUCCACUCUCUUUUACAAUGAAAGAAUAACAACAUAAAAUAAGUGAUGUUUGAGGGGUCUUGCACUGUGCUAUUAUGAGCCCCCUCUCAGUUACAGCUACUCAAACCAUUGGGCGAGUUAGUUUUGAAUAGCAUGGUGCCCUGGAUGGACAGAGUUUAUGUAUUUUAGACCAUUUCAUUAGUCCUUAAGUAUAAUCUCCACCUACACCGGGCCAUGCCAAAAUAACUCGCCCAUUGUAAUGGGUUGUAUUGCCACUGCCUCUCUCUACCCACCAUUUUGUGUCAUUUGUAUUUUAGCUGAUGCUCAAACAAGCAUCACAUUGGGUGAUUUUAAAAAGUAAAAUUAAGAAUGUUUUUCAUCCACAGAAUUUCACUGUUUCUGUUCCAAUGUUUUUGUUCCUUUCUAAACAAGACAAUAUUAUCUUUUGAAGAACAGACUCAACUCUUACCCUAGAGAUAAGUUGUUUAGGAUAAGGUGUUUUAUUUUACUCAUCUGAUGGAACAAGGAGAGGAGAAAAUAUUCUGGGAUAUUUAUCAGAAUAAUGUUCUGUAGAUGUAAAUGUGUAAAUUAAACAAUCCUGCUUUUCUGAA
Molecule: messenger RNA, 2886 nt
Organism: Salmo salar (Atlantic salmon)
Lineage: Eukaryota; Metazoa; Chordata; Actinopteri; Salmoniformes; Salmonidae
Gene: tmed5
Product: transmembrane p24 trafficking protein 5
Source: RefSeq, a predicted model, not a curated record